AUGAGGAUGUUACAUCACUUGCAGUGCAGCCAGACGCCAGCAGCAGCAUCCAGCUCGGAGGGAACGCGGCGCACAAACCCAGCUGGCCAUAUUGUGCACCAGUUCUCCGCAAAUCGGCUGCGUCACACCUACAAAAAAUAUAUAUACAAAAUAUAGAAAAUACACACUCUCACACACAAACACACACACACACACACACACACACACACACACACAGACACCGGCGCUGGAACAAUAAAGUCACCACAUCAGGAAGGAAUACACUGAUUCGGCUGAGCGGGUUGGUGUUUUUUUCGCGCUGGGAAAAUGGUUAAACUGGGGAACAAUUUCAGCGAGAAAAACAACGGAAAGGUGGUUUCUGAAGACGGAUUUGACACCAUCCCUCUUAUAACACCAUUAGAUGCCAGUCAGCUGCAGUUCCCUCCACCAGAUAAGGUGGUGGUGAAGACAAAGGCUGAUUAUGAUGGUGAGAGUAAGAAGGGGAAGCUGCGAUCUCCUAAAAUCGCAGAGUUCUCGAUAAGCAUCAUUGAAGGCGUAUCUGAGCGACUCAAAGUGACCUUGCUGGUGAUCUGUGCCCUGGCCUUCCUGGUGUGUGUGGUGUUCCUGGUCGUCUACAAGGUCUACCAGUACGAGCAGCCUUGCCCUGACAGCUUCAUUUACACGCAAGGACGCUGCAUGCCGGCAGGGAUGUAUGGCAACUACCCCCCUCAGGGCCCUGGGGGCCGCGGGCGCCUCUUUACCCUCAUUAACCACUACAACAUAGCCAAGCAGACCAUCACUCGGUCAGUAUCACCAUGGAUGACCAUCAUGUCUGAGGAGAAGGUCACCCAGCAGGAGACGGAGACUGCUCAGAAGCUGGCUUAACCAACCCUGGGAUGAGGGUGUGGCCUCACCUGCUGCAGAAAAAAAAUAAAUAAUAUGGUCGUGCCAUUCAAGCAAACCUCAGAGUUUUUUCUGUGGGUGAAAAAUCAACUUCUCUGAGGUGCUAUGCUGCCUUGUUGGUGUAGUUUGGUCAGGUGAUGUGUACCGUAGCAGGAAAUCUGUGGAAAUUUUGAACAUGUUUUCAGCAAAGUGAGGCUUACAGUUUUGGGUGGAUUUGUGGUUUGUUUGAAUAGCAUAUGUUGUUAUUUAUUUACUCUUCAAAACAGAGUGGCAAAUGUGUAGAAAACGCCACAGACACUGACACACAGACACACACUCACUGUCUUUGUACAUACACAUAUGUAAGAGAACUCACUUUAGUACUCAGAUUGUGAAAUGACUGUGAACCAUCUCGUGUCUGCGUCGCUUGUUUUAACGCACAUGCACGCACGACUCUAAUAAUAACACAGUUUGCUUUGAACCUCUUUCUUUUCAAAUACAUCACGUACUGAUAGCGCAUGUCAGACCUCUUGAGGUCCAGCAAGUCUGCAGCAUACUCCGCUACUGAGGUCAUCUGUGUCAACAUAUUUUACUGUCAUGAUAUUGUGAAUACAUGAGGGUUGAUCUGGAAGAAACCUUUUAACCAGCGAAAAAAAAAACAACUUUUAAUCGUGUUAUUUUGAUUCAACCCAUACUGCUCUCUGCAUAUAGUGCUGUUAAGGAGUUUUUAGUAUUUGAUGCAUCAAGUCUUUUUAACCAGCAUUAAUGAUUGUCUCCAUUCAUUUGAACUCUUUGUGACCACCAUGUGCUUUUCUUUGCUGGCUACGCGAGACUUACUUAAUGGUUACUUUUCACAGCAUAACUUUUAUGCUACUCUAUUGAAUGUUUUUUGCAUUGCUAGUGAAGACACUGUAUUGUGCAAUGCUUCGCAUUGAUUAAUGUCACCAUAGAUGGCUGUCCAGAGCCAUCGCAGAUGCUAGACUUAGGUUGAUGUAGUGGAACAAUCUGACAGUGGUUGCUUGUCCUGUUGCUUUUUUCUGUAUUUGUCAUUUAACUGAAACUGUCACAAAUUAUGUACUUUUUUCAAACAAUGUAAGGAUUACCAUUGAAGUGCAUUUGCUACAUAAAAAUGUUAAAUGAAAAACCGAAAUAAAGUGCCCACAUUUCA
Lates calcarifer (barramundi perch) is the source of this 2029-nucleotide messenger RNA. RefSeq names its product neuronal vesicle trafficking associated 1 (gene nsg1). The transcript has 5 exons. NCBI's taxonomy places the organism in Eukaryota, Metazoa, Chordata, Actinopteri, Centropomidae. The record is from RefSeq and is a predicted model, not a curated record. Gene Ontology annotation, molecular function: clathrin light chain binding. Gene Ontology annotation, biological process: clathrin coat assembly; endosomal transport; G protein-coupled dopamine receptor signaling pathway. Bases 307 to 864 code for a protein of 185 amino acids. Gene Ontology annotation, cellular component: membrane; endosome.